Molecule: messenger RNA, 243 nt
Organism: Sphenostylis stenocarpa
Lineage: Eukaryota; Viridiplantae; Streptophyta; Magnoliopsida; Fabales; Fabaceae
Source: the annotation of a GenBank genome assembly
AUGAAAACCCAUGAUAUUAACUUUGCGACAAGGCCUAAAAUCUUAGCUAUUGACAUUUUGUCUUACAACUCCAUAGGUAUGGCUUUUGCUCCUUAUAGAAAUUAUUGGAGGCAGAGAAAGGAUCCCAUCAACCUCACUCAAAUCAAUGAGCAUAAAGAGGCACAAUUAAUAGCCAAAGAUGACCAAAGUGAACCAGAAGAUCUUGUAGAUGUUCUCGUACAAUAUGAGGAUGGUAGCAAGUAG